This is a messenger RNA of Anopheles marshallii, 2673 nucleotides long. RefSeq names its product neurotactin (gene Nrt). The record is from RefSeq and is a predicted model, not a curated record. The transcript has 2 exons. NCBI's taxonomy places the organism in Eukaryota, Metazoa, Arthropoda, Insecta, Diptera, Culicidae. Bases 1 to 2673 code for a protein of 890 amino acids.
AUGGGCGAAACCGAUGAGAAGGAAACCGCACCGGCGGCGAACACAAACGAUACGCAAAACCCGGAAACACCGCAAUCGAACGCGGACGGGCCAGAGGUAGAGGCAAAGGAGACGGAAAAGCUGCUCGGCACCGAGGUGGAGGAAAAGCGUCCAUCCCCCGUAACACCGACCGGUGACGAUAAGCCACAAACGAAGGCGAGCAGUGAAAAUGUAGCGAACGGUGAGGAAAUCAUCAACAUACCGGAGGAAGCGGUCACCGGCGGUGAUGUGACGGCCGAGAACGGCAAGAAGGACACGGCCGACGAAACCGGCAAGGCGGACAAACCGAACAAGGUGCAGGCGGAGGAGCGCGAGGUAAAGCCGAAGAAGGUACCGGCGGGUGCGUUCAAGCUGCCCGGCUUCUUCAACAAGAACAAGGACAAACCGAAGGAAGCGGACGGUGCGGACAAUGAGCUGCUGGAGAAGAACGGCGGUGAGCAUGGUGAGGGUAAGGACGGUGGCACCAAGACAGCGGACGAGGGCAAACCGGGCGCAGACGAUAAGCCGAAGCGUGCCGGAGGGUUCUUUGCCAACCUGAAGCUGCGCAACCCGUUCGCCAAAAAGGCGACCGCGCCGGACGCAACCGGUGAGACGGUGGACAAAGCGGCGGAAGAGGAGGAAAAGGAUGAGGUGACGGCAGAGGCAACGGACAAAGCGAGCGGUGCGGAGGAAGCCGGCGGGGACGGCACGGACGAGAAGAAACCGGCAGAGGACGAGCCGGAAGUGCAGGCACCAAGGAAGGGACUGCUGGAGGCGCUGCGUGUACCGCUGGCAAGCAUUAUCCCGAAGCGAUUCAAACCGGUCGCCAGUGGUGAUCCGGAAGAUGACAUCGAGCUGGGCAAGACGCCCAAAAACCGGGCGGGACUUGCCUCGAUGGAGACGCUGGAUGAUUCGCUGAAGGAUGCGGACACGAAGGAUACGGUCGACAAGCCCGGUGCGAACGGAACGGAUGGGGAGGCGCUGGUCAAACCGGAAGACAAGGAGGCUAAGGAUAAGGCAGCCGAAGCGGAAGAAGACGCACAGGAGCGUAGUUUGCUGCAGCGGGUGCAGUCUUACCGGUGCUCAGUUGACGACAUCGCCAUCAUUGCAGGUGUGGUGAUCUUCCUCAUCCUGGUAGCACUGAUCAUCGCGUUUACGUUCGUUGGCAAAAGUGAACCCAUCACCGCACCGGUACGCGACGGCAAGUACAUCGAGACGGUAACGAAUUGUGGACGGGUCGAAGGCAUCCUGGAGGAUGGUUCGUUCGCGUUCCGCGGUAUCCCGUAUGCAGUGCCCCCGGUCGGUCCGAACCGCUGGAAGGCAGCCCAACCGAUCGAAAGUAUCGACAAUUGCUGGAACGGCACGCUAAAGGCCCACAACUCCACGCCCGUCUGCUGGCAGAUCUACGCCGACGGUAAGGUGGACGGGGCCGAGGACUGCCUCACGCUGGACGUCAUUACACCGCACGUGCGCUACGACAACCCGCUGCCGGUGGUGGUGCUGGUCGGGGCCGAAUCGUUCACCGGCGAUUCACCCGGCAAGCUGCGUCCGUCCACGCGUUACGCCCGUGCCCGUGACGUUAUCUUCGUGCGGCCAAACUUCCGGCUGAAUGUGUUCGGGUUCCUCGCGCUGGAGCAGCUCACGAAGAGCACACACCCACCGACCUCCGGCAACUACGGGUUGACCGAUCUGAUUGUUGCGCUCAAGUGGAUUCAGCUGAAUAUUCCCCAUUUCGGCGGUGAUCCAAAGUCGGUAACGCUGUUUGGACACCGUGCCGGUGGUACCAUCGUGACGGCGCUCGCCUCAUCCAACAAGACGACCAAACUGUUCGCCCGCACCUGGAUAUCGUCCGGCGCGUCCAUCUUCCCGGGCAAACCGUUGGCCGACUCCGAGAAGGAGAACGCACUGUACAUGAGCAAGAUCCGCUGCGAGGACAGCAACUGUCUGAUGGAGAAGGAAGACGAGGACAUUCUGGAUGCGGUGCCGGAUGUGUGGCGUCGUACCUUCCCCGAUCUGCCGGCGGCGGACGAAAAUGCAACCGCGCGCCACGAGUGGCUGGUGCUGGACGGGAACAUUAUGCAGCAGCAUCCGGCCGAUGUGUGGAGUGCGGACGUGUCCAACAAUGUACGGUACGUGAUCGGGUCGACCACGCACGAAGCGCACAACACCAAGCUACACCUGAAGUACACCGAGUGGACCCCGGAACUGGUAACGCGCCACGUGAACGAGAGCGUUGUCGGUAGGCUUGGGCUCACGGAGGAGGCACUACGUCGGUAUAACGCCACCUACCAGGGUUUGGUCGCGAUGGUAUCGGACAUACGCACCAUCUGCCCUCUGCUGACGAUCACGCAGAAGCUUCAAAGCUCGCAGUUCUACGUCGUGUCGCAGACGGGCGGCGAGCUCGGCAUGGCCGAUGUCGAUUCGGACGUGCAGGCUAUUCUUGGACGCUACGAACCGAAAACGCCCGAACAGCGGCGGUACGUGUCGGCUAUCCAGCAGCUGUUCUACCAUUACGUGUCGCACGGCGAGAUUAAGCACGAGCUGCGGAAAAAGCUGCUCGACGUUGGCCAGGAUGCGCUGCCGACGUACAACACCGACAACUGCCUGUUCUGGAUCAAGAACGAUGUAGUGCCGCGUUACGCACGGUUAGAUUAA